Molecule: messenger RNA, 6222 nt
Organism: Neospora caninum
Lineage: Eukaryota; Apicomplexa; Conoidasida; Eucoccidiorida; Sarcocystidae
Product: putative mismatch repair protein
Exons: 13
Coding region: 1-6222 (2073 amino acids)
Biological process (GO): mismatch repair
Cellular component (GO): nucleus
Molecular function (GO): ATP-dependent DNA damage sensor activity; ATP binding; mismatched DNA binding
Source: RefSeq, a predicted model, not a curated record
AUGGAGGUCAACGCUCGAUUCCCGAUGGCGCUGUUCCGGCGGCAGGACCGUUACCGGCAGGGUCGGGCGUGUGCAAUCACGGGUGCGUCCUUGUCGCCGGCAGCCUUGUGUUCCAUUGGCAAGGCGCGCCUUCACGUUUCCACGAAUCUUCCUCAGCAGGUCGCGAAGCGAGGAAACAACUGCAGCGCGCGUGCCACGCGGAAGCGUGGAUCGAGUGACUUGUUUUCUCCGCCUGCCCUGGCGGCAGGCAAAUUGCCUGCGUACCAUUCAAGGUUGAGCUUUCUGGCCUCUUCUCGAGGCCUUCCUUUUUGUGUCCAUCCAGACCCGUGCUCCGCAAGUCCGACGGUGCAGUUCCCACUGCAAGGGAAACUCAAAUUUCUUGCAAAGACGCCGCCGCAUUUUUCUUCUAACGCAAUCCGCCUGCCUCAACAAUUCGUGCACACGCAUGAGCGGCCGGGAGUGCAGACACGAGACAACCUGUUAGCGCCAAUGCCCAGUCGAAGGCCAGCAGAAGGCAACGGCUCUGCGUCGCGUUCCUACGCAGAGAGUGGCCGGUCUCCCUCUGUCGGCGACUUUUUCGAGGCGUAUGGCCUGGAUGCUGUAUUGCUUGUGGAGUACUGCGGGCUGAACCCGAUGGGUGGCAAGGCUAAGGCUGGCUGCCCGAAGCAAAACCUGCAACAGACACUUGAUUGCCUAACAAGUGAAGGUUUCUCCGUGUCCGUUUUUGAGGAGUUCGCCUCUCCGGUGGCGGCGACUCCGAUCGCCCCAGGCGGGAACCGCAAGCUGAGGCUACUAACGCAGAUUGUCUCGCCGUCUUCGCCUUUGUAUCUCCCCGCCCACAUGCCGCUGUAUGAGGGUGAAAUCGGUGCACACACACAGGAUUCCCAACCUGUCUUUUCCUUGUAUUACUCGCCAAGUGCGGGUUACGCUUGCGGAGAAAUCGACGUUCCUCAGCGAACGCUACGCGUGGAAGGCGGCUUAACGGCCGAAGGCGUCGAGAUGCGCAUCGCGUCGGCCACCGGAGGGGUGCCUCGAGCCGAGCUGUAUGUACACCAGAUGUCGGCGCUGGGUGCGCGAGACGGGACCACUCGGCUCGCACGCCGGCUCUUUCCCUCCCUUCAGAAAAUAUACCUGAGGUCUUCCGUGAAUACACUCAUCUUGGCCCACGUCGUUCAAGUGCGUUCCUUCUGUGGGCUUUUGCGGCUGGCCGUUUGCGGUAUCCAGGACUACAGCUCGCCCUCAGCUUUCCACCGAGCCGUGCUUCGACACCUCACCGCAUCCCUCCAGGUUCCUCACUCUGAGUUCACAAUUCGCUCCCAUCUGGACUACUUCUCCCCAGCGGCGGCAAUUCCAGAGCCUGCAGCAAGUCCCUCAGAUCUGGGCGUGAUCAGCCCCUCAGACGUACCAUCAUCGCAGCCUGCUUCGCCGUCGACUCGUCACUCGACAGGCUUUCCACAGUGCAAGGAAUCUGCUCCUGCAGCUGGACCUCCUCGGGCUGUCUUUGGUGCACCCACGGACACGCACCAAGACGCGGCGCGGCAGGCGACAGCCGCAGCGCUGGAGAGCUUUCCAGACACCAACCAGAGUGCGUCUUUGGCAAAGGCGCACCGCCACCGACCCCACCCUCUGUACGUGUCGACGGCGUCGCAACUCGGGCUUCUAAAGCCUUCCGGCCGACAAGGAAAUACUGUCGCUUCCACGUCGUCCUUCCUUGUGCCGCCGCUGCAUCUGGCCGCCUUGCCCCCUGGCGCUCCCGUCACGGCCACUCGCCGACUUUCGUCGACAUUUAUGAAGCACUUUUCCGACAGCACCUCGACCGCCGCAAGGGAGGCCGCGAAUGUCUCAGGGGAGUCCGGAGACCGCCGAGACUCGCCGCCUCGAAAAAGCGCAAUGCAGUCCGUCGCAAGCGAUCGAGACUUGCCCGGGGCACCGCGCCCGCCGCGUCCUGCGCACAGCAGCGUAGAGGCAGGUGCGAGCGUCUUUGGUUCUGAAGCGAAUCCAGCUUACGGGGACGAGUUUCCGCGUGAGGGGCCAGAGCUCGGCCAGGCCAGACGAGCCGAGAGACCGGCAGCGCAUGCAGCUUGUGACGGGGGAGACGCGCCUGUGUUGCUUGUGCCGUCCGUGCGGGUCAUGGACGCCGGCAAGCUUGUCCAAGUGAUUUCGUCGCGAUCCGCCAACAGUAGAUUCUUCCUGGAGGUCUUGACCCUCCUUGCGCCGACGAGGUACUGCCUCCGGCGUUACCCGCCUUCCCUGCUGAAGCCGUUGCUGACCGUUUUGCAACACGAGACGCAGCAGCAGGUUUCACAGGAACGUUUCUUGGAAGGCGUCGAGAAGGCGAUCGCUCUGAUCGAACAGGUGAUUCUUCUAGAAGAGGAAGAACAAGAGGCAGCUGCUGAGGGGGCUGCCCUAGCAGCGAUUGCAGCCGCGGAACACAUGAGUCGCCUCGCAGCUGCAACCGAGCUGCAUGAUUUUCAGUCUCUGCAGUCGGGCGACCCUUCGGCUUUUGCGCUUUCCAACGAAGACCUCCAGAGGGCCGCCGACGCAACCGCCACGGCGGCAGCCGCCGCGCGCGCGGUGGAAGAGGCCGCGGCGGCUCGGGAGGCUGCGGCAGAGGCGGCCGCUCGCGCGCUGGCGACAGUCGCGGGUGGGCACGCGACCAGUAGCAGCACGCGCGGGUUGUUGCCGAUCCUCGAUGACUAUUUCCGCCGCAUGGAACGCUUCCGCGGCCACAUUCAGCCGUUCUGCGUUCCGUACGCCCACGCGGUUGUGGCGGCUGCCGUUGACGACCUGCUCGUGGCGAUUUUCGAGGACUUUGCUGGCGUUGCGUCGAUGCCGCCGCUUCCCGCCGUCUGUGCUCUUGAAGAUUUCCUUCCUGGCAGAGAGCAGGCGAGCGCGGGCCAGAAGACCCUGCUGACGGCUCGGGAUGUCAUCGACCUUUUCACUGCAACCGAGCGGCGACAGUCCCCCAAGGCUUCUGCGCCUGCGCCGUCCUCGCGCGUUGCCCAGCUGUUGGAGAAGCAGGGGAAAGACAGCCUUCACAUUCCUCCCGCGACGUUGUUCUCGAGCAUUGCGGCGCUCCUGCGCCAGCGCCUGGCCGUGCCCGCCGCGCCGCGUGCGCCGACGGGGUCGGGGCCGCCAGGGCGGCAGAUCGGCGACGCAGCCUGGCCUCGCGUUCUCGCCGCGCUGCAGAAACGGCUGUGGGGCGAUACGUUGAACGAGUCGGUGUAUUUGAAAAAGGGGAAACCUCCGCUGGAACCUUUGAAGGCGGCAGGCAGGAACGGGCGAGAGAGACGAGCGGCCAACGGGAGUCGUUUUGGCGCGCAGACCGAAAUCUCGGACGCGGUGGACGACCCAGAUGGGAGUGUCGCGACAGACAGCCACGCCGCGACCGGGUUCUGGAAUGACGGUUUCGAGGACACUGCACGGUUUCAACACGCGGCCGCGUUGCCGCCUGAGGUUCCAAGCCCGCACGCCGAGAUGACUCGCAUCUCGCCGGGGCCGGAGUCCGAAGGAGAAGGCGGCAACGCCGGGCGAGAAGCUACCGCAGAACACUUGCAACCUGGCAAGGGACGGAGCGCCGUGGACGCCCAUUGGAGCAAGACGCCAGAACACCCCCGGGACCGACACGGUCACCAGAUUGCCUCCGCAUGGACGACGCCUCGUGUAGCCGCCUGCUCGCGCGCGUACACGGCCGCCAAGAAUUUCGCAGCAGCUGCGGUCGAGAAGCGGCUGCGAGAGCUGAGCCAGGAACUCCAACCGUUGCUCCCCGACAUUUUGUUGGCAGCACACCUCAUCAUCAUUGUGCAGAGCCUCAGCCAGCACUCGACGUUUGCCGCCAUGCGCGGAUGGCAACUGCCGCGACUGCUGAACCCGAACUCCCCGGCGGAGCUCAAGGUCGACACUCUCACACCGUACUACAUGCCUAGACCUGAUAUGCAGACGCUUCGCCGGCAGCGCGCCCUCCAAAAGGAACAAGCGGAGGCGUUGCAUGCACAAGCGGAGGCGUUGCAUGCACAAGCGGAGGCGUUGCAUGCACAUGAGCAGACAGCGAGCGAGGCAGGCGACUCGACGCAGGAGCGAGGGCAUCGAGCUGGCGGCAAGAUGUUUGCGAACGUGCCGACAUUCCCAGCCUCGCGCGGAGGUCUGCCGGUGCAGGUUUCGGGGGAAACGGAGUUGGUGGCCGAGCCGUCGGAGCGCGACGAUUCGGUUCGCGAGAAGAAGCCAGCCUCAAAGGACCGGGAGGCUGUGAGCUACUCCUUCGACAUGCAAGGCCUGUUUGUUUUGACGGGCGAGAACAUGGCUGGGAAAAGCACCUUUUGUCGGUCUGUGCUCGCGCUCGUCGUCCUCGCGAAUGCCGGUACAACGGUGCCGAGGUACGGGGCGUUCUUGGCGUCGUCGUACAUGGCCCACGACUCUCCGCUGGAGAACAAGUCGUUUUUCUUCGAAGAGCUUUCUCAGCUCCACAACAUUCUUUCCCAGGCGCGGAGCUACGACGGCACAAUGCCGCCCGAGAAGCCGGCGCCUGUUCCCACCUUCUCGCGCGCAGCCUUUUCCGCGGGCUCCGACCCCGGAGCGUCUCUCCGACUGGCGGCGCACGACGCCGCGCCGGCGACCACGCCGUUUGUGAUUGUCGAUGAACCCUGCAAAGGGACAGCGCCCAAGUGGGGAGCAGGGUUCGUCGGCGCCGCCUUGGAGCUCCUCUGUCGCGGGAGCACUCACGGCGUCCUGUCCACGCACCUGCACCAUGAGCUCAGCCGCCUUCCGCUCGACCUUCAUCCGAACGUUCGAUUCAAGCGAAUGGGCGUGCGCAGGCGACAGCUGGCCUCCUCCCUGGCGCUUCCGGGAAGCGCCGCCGGAAUGCGAGUGCUGCCUGAGAGGCCGGGCGCGCAUCUCGGCGAACUCCCACGUCCCUUUCAUGCGCUGCUAGGGUCGUCAGAGACCAGUUCGCAGUCGGGGGAACCUCACUGCGACGAUAGAGUCUACACGUACGAACUCCUAGACGGCAUUUGCCGAGACAGCAACGCGAUGCAAACCGCGUGGAAAGUGGGCAUGCCUCCAGGUAUCAUCUCUCGGGCCAACGAACUGCAAGCGCACUUAGACGUGGCAGAUCCGACGCGAGACCGCUGUGCGAUCGGCGACUCCGGUGCGUCAGCGUUUCGCGAAAACACAGCUGUCUCGAGAUCCGUUAUCAAAUCAGAUGCGAGCGCUGGAAAGCGAAGCCCUGGAAACGCUGCCGAGAAGCGAUUUCCUGAAGUGCACGAAAUCGCGAAUCCGGCGGCAUUGUCGGGUGUACCCGCAGCGCCGUCGGCGGCGUCUGGGCAUCAGGCCGCAAGCACUCAGGAAAAGCAGGCUACGGCGGCCGACACCUCGGAAUCCCCAGAGACGCGCGCGCGUCGCGAGAACGCUCCUGAGCAUACAGGCGCACCGGACGGGGAGUCGACGGCGUGUGGUGUCGCUUUAGACGAGGCUCACGGGAUUCUCGCUUCGUCCGAACGGAGUGCGUCUGUGGUGAAGGCUUUUGCAUCCUCCGCGAUGGCCCUCCAGGCGCUCCUCCAGAGACUGCGCGCGGCACUGGUAGAAACGACCCAGGAACUGACCUCAAAACACGGUUGCGGCGACUGCGGUCGCCAGGAAGCACAGUCGACAGAUCCCACGUUCCGGGCGGGGGCGAGAGCUGCCGAGCGCAGUGGCGCGUCGACCGCGACGCGUCCGCCGCCGCCGGUGCUCCUGCUGCCGGCCUUGUCCGCGCGUCUCGCCGCGCCGCCGCCCUGGCAAGAUUGUUCCGCAUGCGUUUACGUGCUCGUCGCGCCGUGCAGCGUCUCUCGCAGCGCGCAGCGGCGCGCCGUUCUCGCGAACGGCGCUCUGGCUGCAGUCCCGGGGUCGCCUUCGGGCGGGGACUCCGGGCCCUCUGGUGCACUGGUGGACACGGCGGCGGCCUUUUGCGCGAAUGUGUACGUUGGGGAGACGGAACGGCUCGAGACACGUCUACGGACGCAUAGCCGUUCCACCCUUUGGGCGCAUGCGCGCGUGCUCGCAGUCCGAGUCAGGAGCAAGGCGGAAGCCAGAGAAAUUGAGACAGCCUUGAUUCGUAGACUGAAGGAAGAGAAAGGUGUUGUGCUGCUGUCGCUGAAGGACGGGAACCGUCGCGCGUCCGGCCUGGGUCUCGGGGAAGAGACUGCAGCUGCCUAUUUCCAGGAAGGGAAAGAACAUUCCGAUGCCUAG